AUGAAUAACAAUAGUAAUAUUUUUAGGCCCCCUUCAUGUCAUAAAGUUUAAACUCCUUAGUUUGCCAAAGAUUAAUAACAACCUAAAAAUGCAAAAGGAAAUAAUAGAUAGGUUUUUAGAAGUAUACAGAAUAUAUCAAUAUUAAUAGUCUAGACAUUUAAAUUAAGUCCUAAUUUCAAGAAUAAUCUAAGUUAAAUGCCUUCUACUUAAGAUAGUAUAUAAUUAAUUAAUUUUAGCUUUGGAAUAACGACUAGCUGAUCAAACUUCAGAAAUAAAAUUACUUUAAAAUUAAAUAGCAGAGUUAAAGAAGUAAAAUGAGUUAUUGGAGUAAAGAUUGAGAAAGGCUAAUUCUGUAAUUCUAAAAUUAAUUUUAGACUGUUUCUGAUUAUUGGAUUAAAGUUAAAGAUACAUAAACAAAACUUCAACAGGUUUCAAAUAAAUUUCGGAGUAGCAGAGACAAGAAAAAAAUGUAUAAGAGAAGAAUAAUAGAUGCUUUGAAUUAUUUUUAUGGUCGAUAUACAGAUGCUUAAUGUAUGCAAAAUUAUGAAAAUAGAAUAGAAUGCUCCAUUUUUAUAAUUAGAAGAACUAAGAUAAAUUUUAUUACAACUAGGAAUGCAUGAAUCUAUAGUAUAAGAAAUGCAAUAUUUAAAUCAAUAAGCUUAAAAUUAAUUGAAUGUAAAUAUUGACAAUAUGACUUAUGAAUAAAUUUUAAAUCUAUAAGAAAGAAUUGGGUAAGAAUAUGUUCACAAUAAUUUAGUAAUCAAAAUGUAGGGUUGACAAAAUAAUAAAUAAAAGAGAUUCCAAAAAGAACCAAAGAAGCAAACGAUAACGUGGAAGAAAUGUAGAUUUAUUAAUUCUAUAUAUGAAUAGUUGCACUAUUUGUUAUGAUCAAAUAUAAACUGGUAAUGUUUAUAGAUAGCUACCAUGCAAUCAUAUAUAUCAUUCGAAGUGUAUAAAAGCAUGGCUUUUAAAUCAUAAAAAAUGUCCAGUCUGUAAUAUAGAAGUGAUUCUUGAUUCUGAGCAGCAUGAGAACCACGAUCACUAAUAAACAUAAUGA
Molecule: messenger RNA, 1057 nt
Organism: Paramecium sonneborni
Lineage: Eukaryota; Ciliophora; Oligohymenophorea; Peniculida; Parameciidae
Source: the annotation of a GenBank genome assembly